GUGAAAGCCCAACCAAUACAAGCGUUUCUUGUGUGAAAAAUUGUUCUUCGUUUGUUUUAGCUUCAUCGAUCAGACCAAUCGACAAGGGCAAGCAUGCACCGCAAUCACUCUGCUCUGAAACCCCAAUUUUCAUGAUUUGUGCUUAGCAGGAUAUAGGUUGUUUGAGAAGAAUGGAGAGGAUAAAAAGAAUUAACGUCAAUGGCUCUGCACUUAACUGUGAUGACAUACUGCAUGAGAUCCUACUUCGAAUACCGCCAUCAACGAUCUCCAAAUUAAUUGUUGUAUCAAAAAUAUGGCUGCGAGUAAUAUGCAGUUCUUCUUUUCGUCAAGGGUACACAAGACGAUGGGGGCAAAGUUUCAGACUUGUGGGGUUUUUUGUAUGCAACUUUUUAUAUCUUGGAAGACCUCGGGAUGGGUACCGUCGCCCUCGUUGGGAGCCUGCCCUUCCGUUCUUGUCCACUUGUAGAGAGGGUGAUGAUCUGAAACAUUCUGGAAUCCUCAAAAGUCGUGGGUAUUUCAUUGAUAGUUCAAAAGGCAUUAUUCUUUCUGGUUUCCAUCCAAAGACAUAUUUUGUGUACAACGCAGUCUCCAAGCAAAAGUAUCAACUCCCAGAACCUCAGCAGUUCUAUAAAGUUCUGUGCAUGGCAUUGAUUGUGGAGGAAUGCCUUGAUGGUGACACAUGCUACAAGGUGAUCCGAGCAAGAUGUGAGUGCAAGCUUAAGGAACGCAACACUGUCUCAAUUGAGACUUACUCAUCAAACACUGGAAAAUGGAAGCAAUCCACUCUGAUGUGCUCAACAUCUUUUGCAUUGCGCCCGAGAACAGCAGCUAUGGUGGUUGGAGGGGUUGUACACUGGUUUGCAAUAUGGGGAAAACUUGCCAUUUAUGAUCCUCGUCUUGGAGACAGGUAUAUAGCAUUGAUUAGACUACCAACAGGUGUGUUAACACGUGAGCAUGAGGAAUCUGUUCUUGGGGAGUCAUCGGAUGGGGUUUUGCUGUAUGGUCAGAGCAAUAACAUUGGUGUGGAGAUAUGGAUGCUUGUGAAGGAACCAGAAGAUAACAACUCAUCCAUUUACUGCAACUGUACUAGGGUGAAGUACAAGUGGGUCCUGAGGUGGAGAUUAAGUUUUAAGGUAUUAUGGAAGCAGAUGCCAUCUUUAAGCACACAUUCUAAAGAAACCCAGCUACUGUCAUUCCUUCCACAUAAUUCUACUUCUGUCUUCAUAAGAUCAGGAUGGAACAUUUUGCUAUGUGAUUUACAGACUAAAACGGUGGAAGUUGUUAAUUAUCAGGGUCGAGGAGGUUCCAUUUCUUGGGAAUCUAGCAAAAUAGUUCCUUACUUUCUACCAUCUUGGCCACACGCACCUUGUGCCUCGUGACGACAUCAAACAAGGGAACUUUAGGGGCUUAUUUACUUCCAUUAUCAUUUUUAUGUUCUUACUUUGAGUUUACAAAACUGUCUAUAAUUUCAAUUUGUUUCCUGUUAUGAAAGCUUUCUACAGAAAACUGUGAAAACGACGACAGUUUUGUAAAUUAAACAUGGAACAGAGAAUGAAAACAGAAGUAAAGGGGUCUUAAGCUUUUAACACCUUUGAUCGUUGUGAAUUGUAGGCGUAGUAGGACCUUAACUUCUCUUAUAGAUUCGGUGGUGUACAUGCCGGUAGGUUGGUGUUUUGUCAAACAAUGAAAAAUAUUACCUUUUAGAUCA
Molecule: messenger RNA, 1708 nt
Organism: Vigna umbellata (rice bean)
Lineage: Eukaryota; Viridiplantae; Streptophyta; Magnoliopsida; Fabales; Fabaceae
Source: RefSeq, a predicted model, not a curated record